AACCCAGAAACUGGGUUAAUGCAUCUACAAAUUUAUGAUUUUAUGGAUAAAAAACCUGAUUUGAGAAAUGAUGAUAUUUGGUUUAAAGAUUUUGUCCCAGAGUUCAAAGUAGUACCUCUAGAAGAACUGCCAUCUGGUGUCGAAUAUGGAGUAUCUUACAUAACAAUUUGUUUAAAUGUUCAAAAAUAUCUACAAUGGUUACUUGACCAAUUCAUUGCUAAUGGCAGAAAAAGAAAAAAAGUUCAUCUUUCUCAUCUUAAUGAAUCAUUCUUUGCUGAUGAUGAAAUUGAUGUGACCAUUUCAGUUUGGGCACCACAUAUUAAAACAGUACAUAUUCUAACUAAACUAAUAUUAGAAGAUAGAAAUUUACAAAUUAUAAGACAUAAUGUUAGGCGAAGACCUUAUAGAGAAAAUGGUAUUCGAUUAGAAGUUGAGAUUAUAAAGAAUGCUACAAAUAAAGAUGUUAUAAUUUUUCAUAACUAUAGGCAUCACUCUUAUGGAUAUUCUUCAAGUUGGGGUUCAUGUCAAGAAGCUUUUAAAUUGAUUGAAGAAAAUAUUCAAAGAAAAUAUAAAAGUUGA
Dentiscutata erythropus is the source of this 579-nucleotide messenger RNA. NCBI's taxonomy places the organism in Eukaryota, Fungi, Glomeromycota, Glomeromycetes, Diversisporales, Gigasporaceae. The record is from the annotation of a GenBank genome assembly.